AUGGGUGGUCCAACUCUCAGGCGUCGUGCUCAGGCCGAGAAUCAGGGCUUCAGCUCUGAUGGCUCGUCGUCAGCUUCGCGCGACCCUACCCAGCGCUCCGAGCCCAAGAGCAUCAACAAGCUCGACGGCAACCGUGAUCCUAGUGCGAACGGUGUGCUUGACUACACUCGCCCUACUGACCUGAAGAACAUUUCGGAGUUCCUUGGCCUUGCUGGUUGGUACACGGCUCGCGGCCCCACUGUACCUCAUCUGUACCCAUCCUGUUCACUUCAUUCAUUUGGCAUGGCUUCUUCCAACCCCACUCCUCGCCUUUAUCAAGAGGGCUUUCGCCCACGCCAUGCAAACAUUGGAAUUGACAUCGAUUACCAGAUCGACAUCCCUAAGGCCCUUCCCGCUCGGCCCAAAACUUUCAACACCCAGGGCAGGGAGUGUGGCAUCACCCUGAACACCUUCAACGUUAUCAAAGCCCCCAACACGAUCGUGCACCAGUAUGAUGUCACGUUCAGUGGCGAUGCACUCGAUUACACCAAGCGCGUCUUGCUCAAGAAGAUCUGGGCUUCCAGGGGAGUGAAGGCUGCCCUGGGUGAGCCCGCCAACCUCUGGAUCUACGACACCAACAAGCUUGCCUGGUCCAGCAAGCGCAUAGAGCGUGACGACUUCCGUGUCACCGUUGACCUGGAUGAGGAAGAGGGUCGCCCCACUAAGGCCGGCCAGCGCGGUAACAAGCAUACGAUUCAUCUCCGCCAUACCCGUAAAGUCGACUUCAAUGGCCUUCACGCCUUUCUUGCUGGACAGGCGUCCUGGUCCCCGGAGUGUAUCGAUACAAUCAAAUACACCCAGAUCAAGAAGUCAUUCUUCCAGCGUGGAGAGCAGCGCUUCGAUCUCGGCGGCGGUGUUGAGGCUUUCAAGGGUGUCUUCGCCUCCCUUCGCCCAGUUCUCGACGACAAGUUCAACAAGUCCCUUUCCGUCAACGUGGAUGUUGCAAAUGGCACUUUCUGGCGUGCUCAAGAGCUUACGCGCGCUGUCGGUCAAGUCUUCAACUGCAGCCCGCCGCAAUUCCAGCAGCGCUUCAAGGAGGCUUGCCGUGACUGGCGCGGUUCGCACAUGAAGAAGGACCUCCGCGUCCUCCGUCGCGUCGGUGUGUCUACUACACAUCUCAAGGAGCCUGUCCAGUGGACUAUCGACGACUUUGUAGACAUGGACGUGAACCAGGCUUCUUUCCCCGAUCCCGAUGAUUCCUCCAAGAAGAUUACGAUUGCCAAGUACUUCAAGACUAAGUACAACAUCACCUGCAUGCCAGGCAUUCCCGUUGUCCGAAUGACCAAGAAGAUCCGCAAACAGCCCGUGUACAUGCCUAUGGAUGUUCUCAAGAUCGACGAAAACCAGCGUUACAACACCAAGCUCUCUGAUGUCCAGACCUCCCAGAUGAUCAAGUUUGCGGUCACUCUUCCCAAGGAGCGCUGGGCUGCCGUUCAGCAGGGAGUCAAGCUUCUCGACUGGGCACACGAUCCUUACCUUCGUCACUAUGGUGUCCAGAUCAGCCCCAACCCCUCCAAAGUCAAGGCUCGCGUCCUUCCUUCGCCCGCUGUGCACUUUGGCGCAGGCUCAAAGGAGGCUCAGCUCAAGCCUCAGGACAUGGUUGCCGGCCGCUGGCGUCUUGAUGGCCGCAAGUUCGCCAUGAACAAUAAGGACCGCCCAAUCAAGGCUUGGGGCGUGUGCUGCAUCGUCGGCAGGGGCGCUCCUCCGCCAGCUGCCGUCGAGACCUUCUUCCAGAAGUUCACCCAGAUCUACGAGAGCCACGGUGGCCUUAUAUCUGCUCACCCCACGCAUGGUAAGAAGCCCUGGAUGGGACCAGGUAACCUUGCCGAUGGUGGAGAGAUGGUCCAGAAGGUUUGGAACAUGACCGGCAAUCGGUACAACAUGCCUCCCAACUUCCUCUUCUUCGUUGUCAACGACCGUAACGUCGAUGUGUACCGCCGCAUCAAGAAGUCGUGUGACAUCCGCUUCGGUGUUGCUUCGCAGGUUCUCCAGGCCAAGCAUGUCAUGUCUGCCUCGCCGCAGUACAUUUCCAACGUCUGCAUGAAGGUCAACGCUAAGCUUGGUGGCUGCACGAGUGUCGCCAAGUCUAAUGUCAUCCCCAAGGUCGCACCCAAGUCGCCUUCUAUCCCCACCAUGGUCGUCGGUGCCGAUGUUUCCCACCCUGCCCCAGGCGCUGGCUCCAGCGAGGCUGCAUCCUUUGCCGCCAUUACCGUCUCUGCCGAUCCCUUCUUCGCUAAGUACUGGGCUGAAGUUCAGACCAACGGUAACCGCGUGGAGAUGGUCACCACCUCCAACAUCGACGAACACUUCGGAUCCAUGGCCAAGAACUGGAUGCAGCGCAUCGGACAGGGCAAGCCGCCUCAGCGCGUGCUGUUCAUUCGUGACGGCGUGAGCGAGGGACAGUACGCUGCCGUGCUUGAAGAGGAGGUCCGUGACAUGAAGGAGUGCUUCAGGAAGCUCGGGUGCAAGGAAGAUCCCCAAGUUCACCGUUGUCAUCGCCGGGAAACGCCAUCACAUUCUGCUUCCUUUCCUGAUGCCGGCAAAGGUGACCGCAACGGCAAUCCGCUUCCUGGCACUCUCGUCGAGACUGGAUGCACUCAUCCUUUCGAGUUCGACUUUUACCUCUGUUCGCACGUCGCCAUCAAGGGCACUGCGCGACCUAUCCACUACCAAUGCAUCCUAAACGAGGGUGAGUGGCUGGCUACUGAGCUUCAGUCCUUCAUCUUCGAGCACUCGUACCACUACGUCCGCUCCACGACUCCGGUCUCGCUUCAUCCUGCGGUCUACUACGCCCACUUGGCUGCUGACCGCGCUCGCGCUCAUCUCAACGACAACCCGGUCUCUUCAGGCAAGAAGGAGUCCAAGGCCGACCAGCGCUCGUCCACCGGCUCCUCCUCCAAGAACGUGGAGAUCGCUCCUCUGAUGGCUAUGCAGAACGCUCGCGGCCUGAAGGAUGUCAUGUGGUACAUCUAG
This is a messenger RNA of Parastagonospora nodorum SN15, 3012 nucleotides long. RefSeq lists its product as hypothetical. NCBI's taxonomy places the organism in Eukaryota, Fungi, Ascomycota, Dothideomycetes, Pleosporales, Phaeosphaeriaceae. Gene Ontology annotation, molecular function: protein binding; RNA binding. The transcript has 10 exons. The record is from RefSeq and is a predicted model, not a curated record. Bases 1 to 3012 code for a protein of 1003 amino acids.